This is a messenger RNA of Lachancea fermentati, 984 nucleotides long. NCBI's taxonomy places the organism in Eukaryota, Fungi, Ascomycota, Saccharomycetes, Saccharomycetales, Saccharomycetaceae. The record is from the annotation of a GenBank genome assembly.
AUGCAUGGUAUUAAAAGGAGAGAAUGGACUAAGGAGCUUUUGCGGCAAAAGAGAUUGAAAGAUGCCCAAAAAAUCGCACGCUAUCGUACACUUACGAGAGUCAUUCUCGACAAGAGAGAUAACGACGAUUACGACACCGAGGUUCUUGCACAGACUACAGAAUUGCUUCAACUUAAUCCAGAGUUCAACGCGAUCUGGAACUACCGAAGAGAUAUCAUGGGCGCUAUAAAGGAUCAAUUGACACUUAAAUUCUGGGAUGAAGAACUUUUACUGACGAUGAUGUUGCUCAAAGGCUAUCCGAAGGUGUACUGGAUUUGGAAUCAUCGACUAUGGUGCUUAGAGAAUUAUCCAUCGUCUGACGCAAGGAAAUGGCAGACUGAACUACUUAUGGUAGGCAAGGUCCUAGAUAAGGAUGCUAGGAAUUUUCAUGGCUGGCACUAUAGGAGAAUAGUGAUUCAAAAUCUUGAAAAAGUGACUGGUCAAAGCCUGAAUACCGAGCAAUUUGAUUUCACAACCAAAAAGGUCAAUGAGAACAUCUCAAAUUUUUCUGCAUGGCAUCAAAGGGCAACUCUGAUUCCUGAAAUGAUUGAACAGGGACAAAUACGUGAACCAAUACAAUUCAUCAACCAGGAGUUCCAAUAUAUAAUAAAUGCUAUCUUCACUGAUGCGGAGGAUCAAUCUGUGUGGUUUUAUAUCAAGUGGUUCAUUACAAAUAAUUGCACCGUCAGUCAGUUAGAUUCCAACGAGUAUGCGAGAUUACUGCAGGAAUUAAAGGAUGCGAUAGAGGCAAUCAAUCAGGAUGAACUAGAAUUCUUAGGAAAAGAUAAUACUUGGUGCUUAAAACUUCUUGUCGUGAUUGAGAAAAUCCAAAUUGAAAAGUUGAAGAUAUCUGUUAAUCCACGGGCUGUCGAAUAUAUGAAAAGAUUAUGUGAGGCAGAUCCCCUUCGCAAAAAUAGAUACCUAGCGAUUUCGGAGAAUAAUUGA